This is a messenger RNA of Sphenostylis stenocarpa, 1110 nucleotides long. NCBI's taxonomy places the organism in Eukaryota, Viridiplantae, Streptophyta, Magnoliopsida, Fabales, Fabaceae. The record is from the annotation of a GenBank genome assembly.
AUGAAAGCCAAAUUUGGAUCUCAACCUUGGUUCCAAGAAAACUUGCAUACUGGAUGCAUCUCUACCAAGGAUGCCUUAAAGUUUUCUCUGAUAUAUCCUCUUGAAAAUCUUCUGGAAUGUAAAUCAAGUAUGGGCUCUUUCCGCAUUCGUUUGACGUACACUCACACAAAGGCAUCAAAAGGAGAUGAGAAAUGCUCAGAUAGUGCUGAGACUUGCAAGAGAAGAAAGAUAGGCAUGUCCAAGUUUAUUACUGUUCCUAUGUGUUAUGAAGGAGAAAGACCGUUUAGCAAUUCACUUGAAAAUAAUUCCUCUGAUUGCUGUGAGUUCUUGCUAGAAAAGGCAAAUGAGCCUUGCCAUUUUACCUUCUUUUGCUACAGGACCCCCUUCUAUUUUGGUGGAAGAUACCUAAAGUAUUCACGGAAUGUGAGUCAAACAUGCUGGAUCAUCGAUGAUGAAAGAAUGGGAGAAGCAUCAGUUGAGGAAAUAAUUGGUGGAAACAUCCUCCAAGCCUGCCAAGGUGAUAGUUUUAAGUUUCAUGCUGCAGGCAGAGAAGAUAUCGAUGUCCGAAUGUUGGGUCCAGGCAGGCCCUUUCUUGUUGAGGUGCAAAAUGCACGACAUAUCCCAUCUGAACUGUUUGUAAAAGAUGUAGAGAAAUCGAUAAAUAACAUGAAGAAUAAAUUGGUUAGGGUGAAAAAUCUGAAACUUGUUGGUAGUGAGGGCUGGGACCUUAUGCGUGAGGGUGAAGCAGAGAAGCAGAAACAAUAUGCUGCUUUAGUGUGGAUUUCUCGUCCUCUAAAGGAUGAAGAUUUUCAAUGUAUUUCUUCACACAAGGAUUUGAAAGUUUUGCAGAGGACUCCAAUAAGGGUGCUACAUCGUCGCAGUCCUUUAGAGCGGGAAAAGAUUAUUCAUUGGAUGAAAGUAGAGGCAAUUGCUGGAAGUUCCCAAUAUUUUCUUUUGCACCUAUGUACACAGGCUGGGACCUAUAUCAAGGAAUUUGUUCAUGGGGACCUUGGACGAACCCAUCCUAGCAUCGGAUCAAUUUUGGGUUGCAGAGCUGAAAUUUUGCAACUUGAUGUCACAGACAUCAAAAUGGAAUGUUUCCUGGCAUAA